UGCCUGGAAAAGCACCAAGAAAUCUUGAGGUUUAUCCCAGCCCUAGGAAAGCUUGGUUAGAUUGGAAAGUCGUACAACCAUAUUAUCAAUAUGGCAAACAAAUAAGUUACCGGAUCAUAGUGAAAAAUUUAAGAACUGCAGAAAUAGAUUUUGGCCAUCACGUUGCCGUACAAGAUCAAUCGAAAAUUGAUUAUGGUAAAUUGCUUGAUGGUUUGAAAGGACUCACAAAUUAUCAAUUGAACGUGUCUUUGAUAAAUGUGGUUGGAGAAGGGCCUAUAACCAGUCUUUUGUUUGCAACUCUCGAAGGAGGUGAGGAUCGAGAUUUUCAUUCAUGGUAUUGUUGAGAUAUGUUGGGGACAUGGACGACCAGCUAACUUUGAGAAAGUCACUCUCUGAUGGCAUUAUUUGUUACAAGCUGCCAAUUGGCAUUUUCCUAUAGUUUACACAUUGGUGAACAAGACUAUGCAGGGUGUAUAAAAAAAACUGAACAGAUUUGAACUUGCUCUUAAUUUUGCAAAACAGCUAUUAGUAUCCUGGGUUUUUUUAUAUAUAUAGCUUCUUUGGGUACUUAUGAUGUAGAAUAAUGAAAACAAUUUCUCGAACACAAAUUUUGUAAACCAGGGGGUGUGUCUUUUCCGACAAACUAAAAAUAGCUUGCGCACGAGAUUUAAAAGCUAUAAUCGUAUUUUGAGUUAAUGGAUGAAAACUGUGUUGGGUGUGUAAUUGCUGCACGAAAUUUCAGACAAUUUGCUUCAGUUUAAGCCCUUCAACUAUUCACGCAAACGUACAUUUUUUCCUAAAAAUUCAUCAUUUGCAUGCUUAAUUAAUGCAUUUGCCUAAUUGCAUAUGUCAGCAAUAUGCAAAUUAGGUAAACGCAUUAAUUAAGCAUGCGAAAGGCUGAUUUUUUAGGAAAAAAUGGAUAGUUAAAGGGCUUAAACUAAAGCAAAUUGUCUGAAAUUUUGUACAGUAAUUAAAAACCCAACAAAUUUUCCAUCCAUUUACUCAAAAUACGAUUAAAGCUUUAACUCAAAAUACGAUUAAAGCAAUUCCGUGCGCAAGCCAUUUUUAGUUUGUUGGAAAAGUCACACCCCUGGUUUAAAAAAUUUGAGUUCGAGAAAUUGUUCCCAUUAUUCCACAUUAUAAGUACCCAAGGAACCUAUAUACAUAAAAAACUGGAUACUAAUAGCUGUUUUGCGAAAUUGAGAGCAAUUUCAAAUCUGUUCAGUUUUUUUUUUUGUACACCCUGAAUAUGUUGGCAUCUCUGAUUUUGGCUUUAUUUAUUUUGCCUAAUAUAAUACUGUGGUGACUAAAAAUGUAAAAUUUUAAGUUCACUUUUCACAAAAAUAAUCUAUACCAUCAGAACGAUAGCAAAAAAGUAUAUAUAAGACAUUUCAGCGAGUAGUGCGAAUUUUCAAGCCGGUUUUGAGUUGAAGGAGCUUAAAAUUGGCAAAAUAGUAACUAUUAACAUCCAUUUUUCUCUGGGUAUUCUGAUUUCCCAGUAAACCACACACGUAAAAACGCACAAGUUGUAACAAACCUACAGCAGACUUGUAGCAAUGCUGUUCCAACAACUUGUCAACAGGAUGUGUUCGCACUGCUUGUUCCCAGUUGUUGCCAACUUGCUACAAAGUUGUUGAGCUCAACAGACUUGUUACAAGUUGUUCCAACAACUUGUUAUUGUCCUGCAAUUCAACAAUUUGUCAACAAGUUGGGAGUGACAACCUUGUAGCAACUUGAUUAAAUAACAGCAUUGUUACAACUUGUUGACAAGCUUGCUACAAGCCUGUUGCGAACACAUCUUGUUGACAAGUUGUGAGAUUUUUACGUGUAUAUCAUUAAUAAUUUUGAUUAUUUUUGUUCGUUUUAGUACCGAGUGCUUAUCCACAACAGUUCAGCAUCGUCAACGUUACGUUCAAUACAAUCUCGGCGACAUGGGAAGCUAUUGAUUUCGAGGAAACUCAUGGUAUACUCCGAGGUUAUCACAUUUAUUAUAGACUGGCUGGCUUGAAUGGUACCUGGGCUAAUGUUAGUGUGACCGACCUGGCGGCGAAUGCACCAGUUCUUAGUUUGAGGUCCUAUGAAAUAAGAGUAUGUGGAUACACAAGAGUUGGGGAUGGGAUAAUUUCACCUAUACAUAUUGUUAAUACGACAGGAUUUAGUAAGUACAUAAUUAUUAUGUUUUUUUUGAAUUAG
This is a messenger RNA of Paramuricea clavata, 2193 nucleotides long. Lineage: Eukaryota; Metazoa; Cnidaria; Anthozoa; Malacalcyonacea; Plexauridae. The record is from the annotation of a GenBank genome assembly.